Messenger RNA from Brassica napus (rape), 2394 nucleotides. RefSeq lists its product as uncharacterized. Lineage: Eukaryota; Viridiplantae; Streptophyta; Magnoliopsida; Brassicales; Brassicaceae. The coding region runs from base 1 to 2394 and encodes 797 amino acids. The transcript has 2 exons. Gene Ontology annotation, molecular function: zinc ion binding; nucleic acid binding. The record is from RefSeq and is a predicted model, not a curated record.
AUGAAGGAACUCUUACACAUUCAUAAGCCUAUCAUGCUGGACAGUACCAACUUUGGUCACUGGAAAGUGAGGAUGCAACACAUCAUCAGAGGAGUUGAUGAAGAUGCUUGGACGUCUAUAGAAGAUGGUUGGAGUGCUCCUACCGUUGUCUUGGAAGAUAAUUCUGUUGGUCCAAAGCCUAAAGACCAGUGGACUGAUUGUGAGAAGAAAGCGUCUAAGUUCAACUCUAAAGCUCUAACUGUCAUAUUCUCGUCAGUAGAUGUUGAGAAGUUCAAGAUCAUACAAGGAUGUGAAUCUGCCAAGCAAGUGUGGGAUACGCUCAUAAAUCACUUUGAAGGAAAUACCAGUGUGAGAAGGACACGCCUUGAUCACCUAGCCUCCAAGUUUGAGAACCUGAGAAUGAGUGAUGAUGAGCUGAUUGAUGGAUUCAUAUGCAAGAUCAGUGAAUUGGCAAGUGAAGCGUCUGUUCUUGGCAAGAAGUAUGAAGAAAAGGAUUUGGUGAAGAAGCUGCUAAGGUGCUUACCACCACGGUUUGAAGCUUAUAAAGCUGUUCUCACACUUGCUGUUGACACAGAUGAGAUGAAGUUUGAUCAACUAUCAGACAUUCUGAAGGUGCAUCAUCUUGAGAAAACCGACCGACAAUCUACUAACCAGAAAAGCAUUGCCUUCACAGCUGAGUCUAAGGAUGAUGGUCGAGUCACUAAAAUUGAAGAGAAUCUGAGUUUAAUGGCUCGAAACUUCAACAAGUUUGUCAAGCGUAUGGAGAAAGGUGGUGGUAGAUCCAAUGGACGCUACCAAAAGAAUGAUGAUGAAAGGGCCAGCUCUCAGCACUCAAAGCAGGAUUCUAGCAAGAACACAAAGAAGUGUCAUGAGUAUAAAGGUUACGGCCACUUCAGAAGCGAGUGUCCCCUUGCUAAGAGAAAAGAGCAAAAAUGUAUUGAGUGUAAAGGCAUUGGGCAUACACGCAGUGAGUGUCCUAGCAUUCUCAAGAAAGAGAAGUCUCUCAUGUGCUUCAGUGACACUAAAUCUGAAAGCGACAGUGACGAAGCGAGGAUGAUGAUGAUCUUGAGCAAGAUCUUGAAACUGAGUACAAGACUCUAUUUGACAAGUUCUGAUCUCAGUCAUGAGAAUCUCGAGCUUCUCAAGGAGAAAGCACUGCUGAAGGCUCAGAUUAACAUACUGGAACUUGAUCAGCCUUCCACCAAGACAAAAGCUUACUCAAUUGACCGAGAGUCGGAUCAAGAAGUUCUUGCACUUAAGAGAGCGAUGACAGAGCAGGAACGAGUUCGUAAGGAAGCUGAAGCACUCGUACAAAGGUUGAGCGAUCUCUUAGUCGUAGAGACUGAUCGAAGUAGGCUACUCGAAAGUCACCUAACUGAAAAUCACAAGAAGUUUCGCAUGCCCUCAGCUGGUACUGCAACUCUUGAUCACAUACUUACAUUGGGACAGUGUCCGAGUCUCAACAUCGGCUUGGGAUAUAAAGGAUCUACCUCAAAGGCUACUGAAACGAAGUUUGUGAGGGAAGCUCCUAAUGAAGAAAAGAAACCUGAAGAGAAAGGGGUCCCUGCUGAAAGAAACGAGAAUGUCCUUCUUAAACCAAGAAGACGUGGAAACAGAUGUCAUUUCUGUGGGAAACGAGGACACAACGCUAGGUUAUGUUACUUUCGAAGACGUCAGUAUGAGAGGGCAUGGAGGUUGAACCUGUGUUUCACCGAACCAACUGCUUACGGUUGCGUGUGGAUAGCCAAACGUGAUCUAUAUCCGAACUACAAAGAGAACACUCACUCUGAACUAAACACCGUUUCUGUUAAGUCACACACUGAAGCAGAACAUGAUCUUGUUUGCAACUUUGUGCGAGUACAAGUAGACACGGAGAUCGUUAGUAAUGUUGCUUAUACCUCUGCUGAAGAAGCAUCACAAUCUCAACUUCCCUGGUAUUUUGAUAGUGGGUGCUCAAAGCAUAUGACUGGAAAUGAAGACUAUAUUGAGAAGCUCGAACUCAUCAGAGGUGGAAAAGUUACUUUUGGAGAUGGAGGACAAGGCAAAAUUCGUGCAAUUGGAAUAACCUCCAGACCUGAUGUGCCUAAACUCUCAAACGUUUACUUUGUUGAGGGUCUCAAGGCGAAUCUGAUCAGUGUGAGUCAACUAUGUGAUAAAGGAUUAAAGGUUAUCUUUAACAGCAAGGAAUGUCGCGCCGUUGAUGCAAGAAACAAUGUGGUGUUGAGAGGUAUUCGUUCAGGGAACAACUGCAAUUUUUGGAGACCUUCAAACGUGUGGUUUACGGCUACUGAAUCCAAACUUGAUCUCUGGCAUAAGAAACUGGGUCACAUGAACACCAAUAGGCUUAGCAGACUCGUGAAUGCUGAAGUAGUAAGAGGUGUCCCUGAUUUGUAG